Calidris pugnax (ruff) is the source of this 2935-nucleotide messenger RNA. It is a transcript of the gene PERP, whose product is annotated as PERP, TP53 apoptosis effector. Gene Ontology annotation, biological process: cell-cell adhesion. The transcript is spliced from 3 exons. Gene Ontology annotation, cellular component: cell-cell junction; membrane. Bases 130 to 720 code for a protein of 196 amino acids. NCBI's taxonomy places the organism in Eukaryota, Metazoa, Chordata, Aves, Charadriiformes, Scolopacidae. The record is from RefSeq and is a predicted model, not a curated record.
AGGCACGCAGUCACCCGUCCCGGCGGAGCCUCCCCGCCUCAUCCCCGCCUCUCCCGUCCUUCCCCGGCCCGUCGAGUUCCCGGCCCGUUUCCCCCCCCCCCUCCACGUCCCCGUCGCCGGCCGGGCAAGAUGGUGGUGUGCGGCCUAGCCUGCUGGAGGUGCAGGUGGCUCCUGCCCUUGCUGCUGGGGCUGGCCAUCAUCAUGGGCAUCAUCGCCCUGGCAGGUAGGGGCUGGCUGGAGUCCGAGUCGGCGCCCUACGUGCAGCAAGCGUCGCUAUGGGAGAGCUGCACCCGCACCCCGGAUGCCCUCAACUGGAAUUGCGAAUCCCUCAUGGACUACGGAUGGGGGAGAGCAGCGGCCGCCACGUACCUCGUCGGCUUUGUGAUCCUGGUCAUCUGUUUCGCCCUCGCUGUCAUCGCCUUCUCCAUUGAGAUACUCCGCUUCAACUUCGUGAGAGGAAUCGGAGGCUUGCUCUUCGUUGUUGCUGCAUUCCAGAUCAUAGGCUUGGUCAUCUACCCAGUCAAAUUCGCAGAAGAGAUUCCACUGAUGGGAGAUAACAUGUUCAGCUGGGCCUAUGGCUUUGGCUGGGCCAGCACUGUUGUUGUCAUAGGUUGUGCUUUCUUCUUCUGCUGCCUCCCCAACUGGGAAGAUGAAGUCCUGGGAAACAUCAAGCCUACCUAUUACUACUCCUCCCCAGAGCGAGCACCGUACUUAAAUUGAAAGGUUAAAUCCAAGUACAGUCAACUGUCAAAACAACAGAGGAGCACCUCUGAUGCAAAUUUGGUGCGAUUACAGGAGACUGAAAAAAACACACCUUAUUUCUCCAGAGUAUUUCUUACUACCCUGGCGAUAAAUUAGUAAAAACAUUGGCAUCUUUAAGCAAAUAGCUUUUACCUAAAGUAUUACAUAUGUAUUCUCAUGCCGAUUCUGAUUGGGUGGUUUACUUGCUCGUUCCCCUCCCAACUAAUUGAGUCAUCCUUAUUUUAUUCAAACAUUCGCUUAUGAAUAAAGACGUAGUGUUUCAAGUGUAGAAGGGAAGAGGAGAGAUUUUAAACAACCCACUAGAGGGACCUGCAAGUUAUUUUGUUUUCACCUCUGACAAAAGUGCCUUAAAUGGAACUAGAAAAAGAACCAACCUUCCAAAGAAUGCUUUUUCUUCCACCAAAGUCAGUCCCAAGGAAGGAACUUCCCUGAGACUAUUGCAGUCACCUGCUGCCUAAGAAUCUCUUCUCAUUCCUGUUACUGGACUAUUGUUGACUAUUAGCUAUUUGAACUAAGGGGAAAAUAAAAGUAAAAUCUAUUUUCCACUGAUUGGUGCUGUUGGACGGAGAUCUCCUCUAAAGCAUGGAGCUGGUGUGUAUAACAGUGGUUAAGGUAACACUUACUGGUGUUUUUGUGGCCACUGCAGGACUUGUGAUGGAGCCACAUAUAAUUUAAUAUACAUUGUCACAGAGAGAAUCAAUAAACUUCCAGAUGUUAAGCUACAUACAUUUUUACAUGGUAUUUGAGGGAUGCUGAUUUAGAAAAUACCUUUGAGUAGAAGCAUACACUGUUCUUUAUGUCUACCUUUUUAAAACCUCAGUGUUUUAAUUUGCAGCUGUACUUUGGAGGGAAAUCUUAGCAUAAGGUGUUGAAAACCUCCCAAAGUUCCUAAAGCACGCUGUAGGUACUCCAGAGUUUAGUAAACUUGGGGAUGCUUUGUGAGUCACUAGGAUUAACAGGUAAAAAUAGGAAAGCAGUUCUGGGAGCAGUUUGUAUAUGCAAACUUCAUACAGACGCCUGUCUCGGGGAGCAAUCUGGCUGGCUCGUGUUUCUGGAGCCAGCAAUUCCAAAUAAAUAUUCCAGCGAGGCAGAGCCCUGUCUGUGUUGGUCAUGGACCUGCAGCAGCUUACAGCAGAUUUAAUUACGGUCUAUAAUCUUCGUCAGAGCUUUCUUCAGCUUGGGAGGAAAAAAGGAAGAGACUCUUUGUUGAGCUCUUCUUCCAGGUAUGGGGGAAGUAGCUCUAGCAGAGACAGGUUUCCAAGCAGGGUACAGGCAGGGUGGAAAGCAAAUACUGUGCAUUACUCUGUGUAACGAGCAUCUGGGAAUUUAAUUCUUACUAUUGUGAGCCGAGUACUAGGGAGAGUGUAAGUGUGUGGGUAUAUGUGUUCAUGCAUAUGUACAAAACACAACAUACAGAGCAUUAGCCAGCACACUGUAAAGCCAAAGUCCUUCAGAACUAAGCUUUUUCAAUGCCCAGUAUUUCUUGUAUUAUAUAUUGUAUAGCUUUCUGUUUUGUAACACCUUUUUAAAUUUGAUAAUUCUGUAUAUUGCAUGUGAUCCUGUGUUGGAAAGGCCGGGUGAUUUCUUCCUGGCCUGUAUUUUAUACAUCUGCAGACUUCAGAAUUAUGUUACAAGCUCAGUCGUGGCAUAUACAAUCAACUGUAUUUAUGAUUCUUGCUGAAAAAGAGAAUCCUUUUCUUUUUUUUUCCUCUUUUCUGUACAGUACUGGCUGAUGGGGAAUACUGUGUAGACUCAUCUGUAUCAUGAGUAAUGAUAGUACCUAAUUUCUAGUGAAUUCAAAACACGGCAGAGAACCCCAAGUCUGAAAAAUCCUUGUGCAGCUAAAGCUGAGAAGGAGAAAAUGUCUAAGAAAAUGGACACCCUUCCUCAUGAAAGGAAGGACGGUUUGGUAAUAGCGUUUACCAUAACUUAAGUCUUUUGUAUGGUUUUUUUUUUUUUAUAAGCAUUGUCAUAACUUGUCAAAAAAGCACAAAUGUAAAAUAAACUUGGCUCUGAACGUACUGGGAGGGGUGGAAGCAUAACCAGCAUGUUACACAAUUAAGAUGUUCAGGAGAAAGCUAUUGCAAAUAGUCAUCAAUUACUCUCAAGUGAUACUAAUGUAUGUGGCACUCCUUUCAAAUGUGGUGGCUUAAUUAAAACUGUUUUAACUGAC